AUGGAGUCUCUUUCUUGGGCAAUUUCGACGCUUGCAGUAGUAAUCUUUGCUACUCUGACCUUCCUCUCAAAAACUCUCUUCCCCAAAAGCCACAAACUGAAUCUGAAAUUUCCACCCGGUCCAAAACCCUGGCCGAUCAUUGGCAACCUCAACCUCAUUGGUCCUCUCCCUCAUCAAUCCCUUCACAAAUUAUCCCAAACUUAUGGACCAAUAAUGCAGCUUAAGUUUGGCUCCUACCCGGUUGUUAUUGCUUCAUCUCCAGAAAUGGCAAAGCAAAUUUCAAAGACACAUGAUCAUGUCUUUGCCUCCAGACCCCAAACUGCAGCCGGGAAAUACACCACUUACAACUACCUCAACAUCACUUGGGCACCUCACGGCCCAUAUUGGCGCCAAGGCCGCAAAUUCUACCUCUCAGAGCUAUUCAACUCCAAGAGACUAGACUCUUUCGAGUAUAUUCGUGUGGAGGAAAAUCGCGCUUUCCUCUCGCGGCUGUGUGCCUUGUCAGGCAAGCCAGUCACCCUCAAGGAGCACCUCUCGCGCCUCACUCUCAGCAUUAUAAGUAGGAUUGUGCUGGGGAAGAAGUACUUCAGUGUGUCGGAAUCCGAGACUUCGAUUGUGACACUUAACGAGUUCCAGGAGAUGCUGGACGAGUUGUUCUUGCUUAAUGGGGUGUUGAACAUAGGGGAUUGGAUACCGUGGCUCGAGCUUUUCGACUUGCAAGGUUAUGUGAAGCGUAUGAAGGCAUUGAAGAAAAAGUUCGACAGAUUUCAUGACCAUGUUUUCGGUGAACACAGAGCAAACAAGGAAGGUGUGAAGGAGUAUGUGCCAAAGGACUUGGUGGAUGUACUGUUGAAGCUGGCUGAUGAUCCUAAUAUUGAAGUUAAGCUUAACUAUGACAGUGUCAAAGGAUUCACUCAGGAUUUAAUAGCAGGAGGCACAGAUACCUCAGCUACCACUGUGGAGUGGGCAAUGUCUGAACUCAUGAAACAACCACACCUCAUCGAAAAGGCGACCGAAGAGCUCGACAGGGUGAUUGGGAGAGAGAGAUGGGUGGAAGAGAAAGACAUAGCACAGCUUCCUUACAUAGAUGCAAUCAUGAAAGAGACAAUGAGGAAACACCCUGUUGCUGUAAUGCUUGCACCACAUCUGGCUCUUGAAGAUUGUAAUGUGGAAGGUUACGAUAUUCGUAAGGGGACGAGAGUGUUCAUAAACACAUGGAGCAUAGGGAGAAACUCAUCAGUGUGGGAAGCGCCAGAGGAGUUCAAACCGGAGAGGUUUCUAGGAAACACAAUUGAUGUGAAGGGACAUAAUUAUGAGCUCCUGCCAUUUGGUUCAGGAAGGAGGAUGUGCCCUGGUUAUAGCCUUGGACUGAAACUCAUUCGGUCCAGCAUAGCUAACAUGCUGCAUGGAUUCAACUGGAAAUUGCCUGAGAAUAUGAAACCGGAGGAUUUGAGCAUGGAUGAAGUUUAUGGCUUGGCAACACCAAGAAAGUUUCCACUUGUUGCAGUGGUAGAACCUAGGCUCCCAAACCAUCUUUAUUAA
This is a messenger RNA of Fragaria vesca subsp. vesca, 1542 nucleotides long. RefSeq names its product flavonoid 3'-monooxygenase-like. NCBI's taxonomy places the organism in Eukaryota, Viridiplantae, Streptophyta, Magnoliopsida, Rosales, Rosaceae. Gene Ontology annotation, molecular function: oxidoreductase activity, acting on paired donors, with incorporation or reduction of molecular oxygen; iron ion binding; monooxygenase activity. The transcript has 2 exons. The record is from RefSeq and is a predicted model, not a curated record. The coding region runs from base 1 to 1542 and encodes 513 amino acids.